Molecule: messenger RNA, 3606 nt
Organism: Porites evermanni
Lineage: Eukaryota; Metazoa; Cnidaria; Anthozoa; Scleractinia; Poritidae
Source: the annotation of a GenBank genome assembly
UUGUUGGAGGACGUGCAGUCGAUUGAUCAAGGUCCGUUGAGGUAAGUUAUUUAAACAUCUUUUACAAUUCUCUACAGAAUAUGCAUGGUUAUGUUUAAGAGAUAUAGAUGGUAUACAAAAUAACUUUUGAUGGCAAAAAAUAUAUGACCUCCUUAGUUAACAAAAUCUGUCAAUUAAAAGGCCAACAAAAGAAAACCUACGAAGGAGAGACAGAGUUUAGCUAUGACAUGCCGGCUGAAUGGGUAAGAGUGCAAGUUGAUAAACUUCUUGUCUUCAUUAGUACCUUGAGAGAACCAGCUAACAAAAUCUCUUCGCACGUACAAGGAAUCGGCCAGGGGUGGCGCAACGUUUUGUUACUACUUGAACCUAACCGCAGCAUUCAUUAUUCAUUGUCAAAAAGAAGAAUGCUAUCAAACGUAGCAAGAAGAGAAGACACCCGUGGUGAGAAUUUACUACCCCCCACCCAAAAAGUAAAAGGUCAUUGCUACACAACGGAAAAGAAAAGAUGGUAACGUAACAUUUUAAACCUAAUUAGUUAAUCUUGUUUGCAUACAUGCGUAUAUUAAAAUUCAAGAAUUUGUGCCUGUAUUUUUUUAUCAUCUCUUCACCUUUUUGCUAGAUAAUCAAAUGAAAUCCAAAUGUAUGUAAAACAUGACGACAAACUGCUUUAGCAUUAAUUAAAUUGGCCAGAUUUUAUAAAAUAGGAUAAAUAAUGGAGUUUCGAACCAUCACAAUUUGGCCCCCUUUAUUUCAGUACAACUGCAACUUUUACGUUCAUCCAUCUUUAAGGUUUUGAAUAAUUAUACAUAUGAGGAGGGUGCGACAUAAUUAGCCACGCGGACAGCAAUGGCAAUGAAAACCUGGCAUACUCGUCCUUGGGGAAUAUUGUUUAUGAUUUGAUUCACAGAGGCAGUAUGUGUAUGUAACUUUAAAGUGAAUUAAGUUCGACUUUACUACGCCCCAAGACUGGAAAAUGAUCCUAGAGAAACCGAACUCUAUCAGUUUCAUCUGGAAAUGGGCAUUUGACAACAAUAGAGCAUCCAUCGAAUUAGCUGUAUCGCAGACAAACAAUACAAUAUACCUCACUGUGAGGGCGCAUGGAAAUGAAACAAUUUUAUCAGAUUUUGAUUCCAGUUCCUUAAGUAUGAAGACACAAAUUUCUUCUGCGCUAAACCUCAGUGACACGUCCUCAAUUUGUAACGGUGUUUCUCUACCUCAUGGGGAGAAUUUAGAGGGCCUUGCACCGCAUAUAAAGGGAUCUUGCAAAGAUCUUACUGCAGAUGCAGACUAAACUCGUCGCCUAUAAUGCACUUUUCAACAAAGUGCAAAGUAUUCUCUUUGCCCGGCGGUCGUUGUGCUGAAAGCAAAAAACUACUCAGGGUUCAUACCUCGAGAAAGUGUAGAAUGGAGAAGCAUACAGACAUCAAUCCCUGCUAUGGCAAAAGGUACUUGAAAAAAGAAGUGAAUUAACCAUUGGAACAGGAGAAAAAUGAGGAAGAAAAAGCCCUGAAGAGAGAACAUUACUGGAGGGAGAAAUUGGAGAAUGAGGCGAUUCAGUAGGAUGAAGAAGAUCACGGUGACCUUUCCGUGUUCCUAAUUAAUGUGUCGAAGAAUAAGGUUCCAGCUGAAAUGAGGUGCCUCCGGGAACAACAAAAACAGCUAACUUAAGACAAAGAGUGAGAACAGUCAGAGAUGGCAUCUAAAGUAAGUGAUCACUUUGUAUUAGAAAAUAAGUAUUUGUGGUCUUAAACAUAUAUGUGGCUAAAUGUAAUUUAGGCAAGGUUAAAUGAGAGACAAUGCUGGCCAGCGGUCUCCACCAGUAAUCGUAUGUGGGGCGGUCUUAAGGUUUAGCAGGGUCUCAGUGAUUUUAUAGCGCUUUUGCAGGAGUCAAUCAAAUUGCUCAUGUUGCUUUUCUGUGCAGUAGUUAUAGUUCUUUUUUGCCGUGUUGGAUCUUCCUUUAGUUUUGUCACUGUUCCGCGUACAGGUACGUUUUCUUUUAUCAUGACUUCAGGUCCGACCAAUAAUAGUUCUCAGUUGCUGUUUGAUGAGUCGUCUGCUUCUGUGGCUGCUUCAAUUCCCCAAACGACUGAUGUUAGCGAUUCCGCCAUUUCUGAUAAUAAUAAUAACUUUAUUUCUAUAGUGCUCUUAUCCUACAUUUAAGGCACUUUACAGUCAUUAUUGAAAACUAUUUACAAAUUUACAACCAUUUCCUAUUAUUUACAAUGGGUAAAAAGGAAAAAAUUAAACCUAAAGCAACUAUUAAAGCAUAUUCAUAAUGAUAAAAAAAAGGGAAAAAUUAAAACUAACUCAAUAUAUACAAAUCUAUAAAAACAAUGAUCCGUUAUUACUGAAUUUAGUAAACAAGUACGUCUUAAGUGAUCUUUUAAAACUCGAGAUGGUGUUGGACUUCCGAAUUUCAUAGGGUAUUAAGUUCCAUUCUGAAGUGCAGUCUCGGUGCUGUGAAAAAUCUUGUAUCUGAUUGAAGAGGCUCGUGUAGAUCAUUUUCGCCAAGAUAGCUAUUCAAUUACACAAACACUGUUUUCUCUAUCAAUUUAGAUAGGAACUUUGAAUUUGAUACAGGGCGAAAAUUACUAAACUGCUCAAAGUCUGCAUUUAAUUUCUUAAGAAUAGGUGAUAUAAGCGCCACCUUAAGUUCCUUGGGCAGCAAUCCAGAUGACAAUGACAAAUUAAUCAUCCUGCUAAAUAUAGGGACAAGACUAGAAUAGCAUUUCCGCAUGAUACUGGCUGGAAGUGGAUCCAAUGCGCAUGCCUUAAUAGUUGAACCCCUAAUCAACCCUAAGACGUCUUCAUCUCUUACCAUUGUGAACUUGCUAAAGCAUGACGUACACUCAGAAUCCUCCAUGGUGCGCUCCCCCAGCUGCUCUUUUCUAACCAGCAACUCAUCAUGAAUUCGCACAAUCUUCGCACUAAAGAAAUCAGCAAAGGCAUUUGCGAGUUCUUGGUCACUGUUCGCAGACGGAUAUCUUUUGUCCAUACUCCUUUGCAGUAAUUUAUCAACUGUGCGAAAAAGUAAUUUACUAUCAUGGGCAUUUUCCUGAAUAACUGCUGAAUAAUGCUGUUCUUUCGCCUUGUAGAGCAUAUCAUUCACAACAUUGCACUGUUCCAUAUAAUUUACCCUGUCAAUUUCAAGACCAGUCGAAUGCCAUUGACGUUCAAGCCUUCGCCUUUUCCUCCUCUGAGUAGCGAUCUCCUCAUUAAACCAAAGAGCAUUAGGUCGAAUGACAAUAGUGCAAGUUCUUUUAGGUGCCAACUUGUCCAAAGCCCUGCAUAACACCUCAUCAUACUCCUUUGCGAAUGACUCAACACUUUGCGAGAUACACCCGUCUGAUAAACCAGCCGAUCCAAUCAUCUCAUUGAAAGCAUCAAAAUCAAAUCCCUUUAAUUUACGAGAGACAACAGGCUGGUUUGUCUUCUGGCCCUUCUCUGUCCCCGGAGACCGUGGCCUUGAUUGGUCAAUCGACACAAGCUGCUAUAGCAGCCGAAAGGGCCAAAAGUUCAUCUUUGCCCACGACGUCUAUCUCUUCUAGGGCUAUUGGAGUGUUCCUGCUAUCACAACACCAGCAGCGAUUGUUGCUCAACCAUCUA